ACACUCGUUUGAAGCAAAAUGCUCGGAAAAGUCGAUUUUGUUGUUCUUUCAUUGGUUGUCAUUACCAAUUCAGUUCAUUUGAACUCGGAGAAUCUUUCAGAAUAUCCGCUUCCAUUAACUGGACUUGAUAUUCUUGAUGCAGAUCCGUUUAUUGUUGGGGGAAGUGCUGCCAGUCUGGGACAAUUUCCAUACCAAGCAGCCCUCCGAACACCUGCGGGAUUGUUUUUCUGCGGUGGUGUUAUCAUUUCCAAUCGUUGGGUUGUUUCAGCCGCUCAUUGCACUAUCAAUCGUGAUUUAAUCAUCAGUUUCCGAGUUGUUGUGGGAACCAUUAAUCAUUCAUCUGGUGGCACUGAAUUCACUCUGAGUCGAGUUGUCAAUCAUCCAAAUUAUAAUGCAGGAACAAUUGCUAAUGACAUUUCACUAACACAAGUUGCAGGAACUUUUGUAUUCUCUGGAACUGUUAAUCAGGUUGCUAUGGGAUCAGCGUUUUUGGGUGGUGGAGUUAAUGGAAAUGUUGCUGGUUGGGGUGCGACUGCUACAGGAGGGCAACCUACAACCCAACUGAGAUGGUUCCAAACAACUUCGAUUACAAAUGCAGAUUGUCGAAAUCGUUUUAAUGCUGCUGGCGAAACGAGAGCUGCUAGUUUGGUAUUUGAUCACAAAAUGUGUUCAUUUACUCGAAACGGGCAAGGUUUCUGUCAAGGUGACAGUGGGGGUGGUUUUGUUUCUAACAACGUUGUUCACGGAAUUGUCAGCUGGAAUAUUCCAUGCGGUCGUGGAGUCCCCGAUGUCUAUGACAGAAUUUCUUCACACCGUUCCUGGAUUAAUUCAAUCACGGGAUUGUAAAGCAUAUUUCAUGACUUUUAAUUAAGACCUUGAAUAAAAAGGAAAUUACUUUUGAAAAUUAAA
Clunio marinus is the source of this 909-nucleotide messenger RNA. The record is from the annotation of a GenBank genome assembly. Lineage: Eukaryota; Metazoa; Arthropoda; Insecta; Diptera; Chironomidae.